AUGAUUAUGUUUCCUCAUUUUGGGAAGAUUUCUCUGUGUAUUUUGAUAUUUGUCCUGAUAGAAGGAAGCCAUCCAUCAUUAACAGCACAAGCCUCCUUAUCUUUAGAAGAGAUCCAAGAACCCAAGAGUACAGUUUCUUUUCUCCAGACUGACUCAGAAUCCACAGAUUCUUCUCUAUCUGCUAAAAAGAAACAGCCUCUGGACAACAGAGAAACUGAGAGACAUUGGUUGCUCAGAAGAAAGAGAUCGACUUUAUUUCCUAAUGGUGUGAAAACUUGCCCAGAUGAAAGUGUUACAGAGGCUGUGGCAAACCACGUGAAAUAUUUUAAAGUCCGAGUAUGCCAGGAAGCUGUCUGGGAAGCCUUCAGGACUUUUUGGGAUCGACUUCCUGGGCGUGAGGAAUAUCAUUAUUGGAUGAAUUUGUGUGAGGAUGGAAUCACGACCAUAUUUGAAAUGGGCACACAUUUUAGUCAGUCUGUGGAACACAGAAGCUUAAUUAUGCAGAAACUGACAUAUGCAAAGGAGACCGUAAGUGGCUCUGAAUUGUCAUCUCCAGCUCCUGUUGGUGACAUGUCAACGCUGGGAGAUGCUGGUCUCAACGCUCCGUAUCCAGGGGUGACCUCCUAUGAAGGGAUCUCAGAGAGCAGCUUGGAGAGGCCAGAAGACAGUAUUAGCAAUGAAAUUGAGACUGUGAUGGAAGAAUCCACAAAACCAGCCACUGAGCAGGUUGCAGAAUUCAGUAUCCACCUUUUGGGGGAACAGUACAAUGAAGAACUACAGGAUUCCUCCAGCUUUCACCACCAGCGCCUUGUAGAAGACUUUAUUUCAGAGGUGGAAAAUGCAUUUACUGGGUUACCAGGCUACAAGGACAUUCGUGUACUUGACUUUAGGUCCCCUAAGGAAAACGGCAGUGGCAUAGAUGUUCACUAUGCGGUUACCUUCAAUGGGGAGGCUAUCAGCAAUACCACCUGGGACCUAAUUAGCCUGCAUUCCAACAAGGUGGAAAACCAUGGUCUUGUAGAAUUGGAUGAUAAGCCCACCGCUGUUUAUACAAUCAGUAACUUCAGAGAUUACAUUGCUGAGACACUGCACCAGAAUUUUUUGCUGGGGAGCUCUUCUUUGAAUCCAGAUCCUGACUCCCUUCAGCUUAUCAAAGUGAGAGGGGUUUUACUUCCCCAAAGUGAAGACCGAGUUUGGAACACUCAAAGUUCAAGUCUUCAGCAAGCCCUGCCGUCUAUUCUGGAUAAUACCCCUCAAGCUGAAUGGCCCUCAGCAGAUGAAUCCACCAUGAGCAGCAUUUCACCACUUGGUUUCAGCUCCGGCCUUCCUUCAGCCACUGGCAGGGAGCUCUGGUCAGAAAGCCCUUCGGGUGAUUUAGUGUCUACACCCAAGUUAGCCUUUCCCUCGAAGGUGAGCCUCAGUCCUUCCCCAGAGGUUUUAGAUGUUAGCGGCUUGACUCUUCAUUCUGUCACCCCAGCAGUGCUUCACACUGACCUGCCUGUGGCUUCUGAAGAAAGGACUUCUGGGUCUCACGCAUUAGAAGAUGGAUUAACGAAAGUUGAAGGGUCAGAAGAUUUUCUUUCUGUUAAUCCAUUGCCUUCAAGUCCAUUUACAUAUCCUGUGCCAAAAGAAACGCCACGAUCCAUGGAAGACUCUGGGGUAUCUUCGCCAUCCUCACCACAUCCAGUCUCCUCUGUCACAUUUGAUCCUCUUGCUAAAGAAGUAACUACACCGUUUGGCAUGGACUCUUUGGCCUCCAAAGUCAAAGACCAAUUGGAAGUGAGCACUUGGAUGCCAGACACAACUAUGGAAAAAGAGUUCAUGUUUGAAAGCGGUUUGGGUUCAGGGUCUGGGCAAAAGGUAGACCUGAUUACUUGGCCGUGGAGUGAGACUUCAUUCGAGAACAGCACUGAACCAUUGUCCAAGUCGUGGCUUGAAGCUGAGGAUUCACUUUUGCUAAAUGAGGGUAUAGAUGUGAAACUAGUUAUAGAUGACAAAAUAGAUUCUGCAGAUCAACCCACUGAGCAUUCAGAAUAUGGGCCUUUUGAUGGGUCCACAAACUUUGCAGAAGAUGAGCCCCUUGGUGGACCUACUGUGUCCCUCUUUGCAGAGACCACAACUCAAUCUGCAUCUCCAAUUCUACCCAGGCACACAUCAGAAAUACCCGACAUUGAUUAUUACUCAGUUACCAAACCACCUCCUCUGCUGACAUUUGUGGCAGUCUCUGCUUCUACUGAUAAAGCAGAUCAAGUGGAACCCUUUCUAAAGGAGGAUAUGGAGCAGACUACAGAGUCAUUUAACCGUGAAUGGAUUGACAGCAGGAUUUCAGUAGUGAAGUCAGAUACGCAGCCUUUGAGGACCACCGUGCCAGAGUCAGAUGUCAUUUGGGCAAGAACUUCUCCCUUAGGGAAACUGUCCAGAGACACAUUGGCAAGCACACCACAGAGUACUGACAAGCUCUGGUUGAAAGCUUCCAUGACACAGUCUACCAAAUUGUCUCCAGCCAUAAGUUCCACCCUGCUGGAAGAUGAAGUCAUUAUGGGUGUACAGGAUAUUUCAUUAGAGUUGGACCAGAUAGGCACAGAUUACUAUCAGCCUGAGCCAAUCCCUGAGGAAAGUGGCGUGGUUGGUAGUUAUGUGGAAAUGUCUACAAAUAUUCACUCCACAGAGAUGGCUGUUGUGGCUCAACCCACAAGAAGUGAUGACUUGAGUCAUACCCAAGCCGUAGGAGCUGUGGUGGUUUUCUUCAGCCUCAGAGUGACUAACAUGAUGUUUUCAGAAGAUCUGUUUAAUAAAAACUCUUUGGAGUAUAAAGCCCUGGAGCAAAGAUUCUUAGAACUGCUGGUUCCCUAUCUCCAAUCAAAUCUCACUGGAUUCCAGAAUUUAGAAAUCCUGAACUUCAGAAAUGGCAGUGUUGUGGUGAACAGCCGAAUGAAGUUCACCAGGUCUGUCCUUCCUAACGUCACCAGUGCUGUCUACGUGAUUCUGGAAGACUUUUGCACUACUGCCUACCAAACCAUGAACUUGGCUAUUGACAAAUACUCCCUUGAUGUGGAAUCAGGUGAUCAAGCUAACCCUUGCAAGUUUCAAGCAUGCAAUGAAUUUUCUGAGUGUUUGGUCAAUCCCUGGAGUGGAGAGGCGGAGUGCAGAUGCUACCCUGGGUACCUGAGUGUGGAAGAGCUGCCCUGUCAGAGUCUCUGUGACCUACAGCCCAACUUCUGCUUGAAUGAUGGGAAGUGCGACAUCAUGCCUGGACAUGGGGCCAUUUGUAGGUGCCGGGUGGGUGAGAACUGGUGGUAUCGUGGCGAGCACUGCGAAGAGUUUGUGUCUGAGCCCUUGGUGAUCGGCGUCGCCAUCGCCUCCAUGGUUGGACUUGUCCUCGUGUCUUCUGCUGUGGUCUUCUUCAUCAUCAAGGCUCUUCAAGCGCAGUAUGUUAGGAGGGGAAGAGAGAGACCCUCCAGCAGGCAGUCUGAUGGCCUCUCAUCCGUAGAAAGUGCCGUGAAGCACAACCCUGUGUUUGAAAGUUACGAGGCCGACCUCGAGCGGUAUGAGGGCCCCUACCCUCCGCGGCCCUUCUACAGCUCCGCAGACAGGGAGGUGAUCGCUGGUCUGAGCAGGGAAGAGAUCAGACAGAUGUAUGAGAGCAGUGACCUUUCCAGAGAGGAAAUUCAAGAAAGAAUGAGAAUUUUGGAACUGUAUGCCAGGGAUCCUGAGUUUGCAGCUUUUGUCAGAGAACAUCAAAUUACCUGGUCCUCAUGGCUUGGCUGCUCGCCUCCUCAUACUUUUUAA
Messenger RNA from Rangifer tarandus platyrhynchus (Svalbard reindeer), 3789 nucleotides. NCBI's taxonomy places the organism in Eukaryota, Metazoa, Chordata, Mammalia, Artiodactyla, Cervidae. The record is from the annotation of a GenBank genome assembly.